This is a messenger RNA of Biomphalaria glabrata, 6170 nucleotides long. Its product is annotated as protein phosphatase inhibitor 2-like. Gene Ontology annotation, molecular function: protein phosphatase inhibitor activity. Bases 41 to 679 code for a protein of 212 amino acids. NCBI's taxonomy places the organism in Eukaryota, Metazoa, Mollusca, Gastropoda, Planorbidae. The record is from RefSeq and is a predicted model, not a curated record. Gene Ontology annotation, biological process: regulation of signal transduction. The transcript is spliced from 5 exons.
CAAAAGAAUUCUUGCAAAUUGGUAAUUUUUUGUUGUCAAAAUGGCUUCAACAUCUCAGAAGCCGAAAAAGGGCAUUUUAAAACACUCAGGAAGUAUAGAUCAUAGAUCACUGAAAAAAUCCAAGUCUAAAAAAUCCAAUUCAUCCUCCUGUUCAUGUUUUGAGUCUGAUGAUAAUAAGAAAGAGAUAGAAUGGGAUGAGAUGAACAUCCUUGCCACAUAUCAUCCUCCAGACAAAGACUAUGGUUUCAUGAAGGUAGAUGAACCCCCCACUCCUUACAACCGGGCAGCUGUAUCUGACACUGAGGAUGAGACUGGUGGGGAAAGAAAAGGAAGUGUUACCUCCCUUGGAGAAUUGGACCCAGCUUUGUUAGCCAAGAGGCUGGAGGAUAAAGGGGAGACCAGUAAAGAAAAACACUUUUAUGGUGUCACAGAUGAUGAUGAUGAUGACGCUGAACAUGAGAAUGAAACAGAAGAGGAAAGAAAAAAGAGGAAAGCAUUUCUGCUUAAGAGGAAAAUGCAUUAUAAUGAAUUCCAGGCAGUUCAGCUAGCAAAAAAAUUAAUGGCAGAAGAGGAUGACGAUGAUGAUGCCUUAAAUGCUAAAGCAGAGUCCUUAGAAAAAGGUAACAGCCAGGCAUCUGAUAAUGUUCCAGAGAAUGAUGAGGCUGAUGAAGAAGAUUGAACAUUGUUGGCCCUCAGUAAUUGCCUAAUUUGUCUUCAUUAAUUAUGCACAUUCAUGUGUAAAAGCAAAGACUGAUGGUAAAAAAAGACCUAGAGAGAUAAAGGGGUGCUAGCUUAAAAAAUGAACUCUCUAGAAAGUGUGUUGGCCAUUCAUUAGGAAUUCACAACAUAGUCUUAUCCUCUUACUGAAAACAAGCAUGACAACCGUUGUGCAAGUUUGUUAACACCAAACAUUGUUUGUUUUUUAAUAGGAAAUGUAGUUUUGUUUUUUAAAUGUUGUUCAAUGUACAUUAUUUUAAAAAGAGCACAUAUGUGAGUGGCUGUAAGGGAGUUGUCUUUCUUUGUGUAAGAGUGAUUGGUUAGGUUUGGAUUGUUUAGACAAUGUUUAUGUUCUAUUGUGUUCUAUGCAGCAUGGUUAUUUUGAUGUCAAUGGAAGAAUAUCUGAGGAAAGAACUAAAAACUUGUAUGAAAUAGCAAUAGAACUUUUGCUGAACAUUACUUCAGUUCACUUUCUGUAAGCAAUAGUAUAUUAAAGUCUUAUUUUAUAUUGUUUUCAAUAUUUUAUAUUAUUCCUCUAUUUUGCCACUGAAGUAUCAGGUACUUUUUAACUGCUCUGGUUUUAGAAGCACACAUGAAAAUAUGAAUUGGUGUGACAGUGACUGUGGAAGUAAUAUUACUAAAGAAUGAAAGAAAGAUUUCAUUUGAUUUUGUUUUACUCGAAUAGUGUCAGAUAUUUAAAUUUCACAUCAGUUUUGUCUUUGUGCUGCAUAAUGGUGUUACAUUUUUUCUGCUCCAGAUAAAGCCAAGUCAGUUAAGCCCAAGGCAUGGUGAGUGUCCAUAACACUUUCACUUGGCUAAUAGUUGAUUUGGUUCAUUUUUAGUUUCUUGCCAAUUCUUUGGUUGACAAAUAUGUUUUAUUUUUAAUGAUCAAACAAUCAUGUCCCUCUUUGUUUGGAUAUUCCUAUUAAUGCUAAACUCUGUUUGCUCCCUUGGUGACACAAGUUAAUAGCUAAAUAUUCCCUUGAUCCAUGUAUUUGGAUUUAUUGUUUUUAGAGCUUUAGUUUUGAACUACCAAGAUUUCUGUUGAUACUGUUUGAAUGAAAUACAAACCUAUUGAAUUACUUAGCUUAACUGCACAGACAUGUUUGUCUCAGUUUAAAAUAUUUCUUUUGUAUUUCAUUUCUCUUAAUGAGCUUUAAUAGCCAUGUUGGUCUUUCAAGUAGUACACACAACUUAUUGGUUGAUAUUUGUUUGACCCAUGUAUUUGUGAUACUAGUUCUCAUUCUAAUGAUGAUGUCAUUGUUAUUAUGUGAUGAGAUUCUUAUGUUUUAUUAUGUGGUAGCAAAUAGGUGAUUUGUUUGGAUUAGGGAAUCUUUUAAUGUUAGUUUUAUUGACAUUUUAGAAUGAUUGAGUUGGUAUUCUCUAAGAGAGACAGAGACUCAACAAAGUUAAACACAAGCAUUCUCUUCUUUACCCCCCCUCCCCCCAUCCUUUUUCUCAUUGUUUUGGAAGUUCAUAGGUUAAACUACUUAAACUUGAACAGUAACACUCAAGUAGUGCCAUUAGAAUUAGUUCUUAAGACUUUGAGCUACAAGGUUUGAAUGAUGAGUGGGAAAUGGGGAAAAUUUAAUCAACACGACAUUUGCAUUAGCAAUGCAAGGCUAGGAGUUGAAACUCUGUGUUUUGAAAAGCUGAUUCUAGAAACAUAUCUUGGAGUUAAACUUGCCCAAGCAAGAAGAAUUAGUCAUAGUUGACUGAUCACUACCUGAACCUACAUGCUGCAAUUUUUCAAGUGUUCAAUUUUGGAUGAUGUUUUGGUUGUGAGAUUAGUUAAAUCAAAGUUGUUGUAUUUUUUCUUUGUCUUGUUUUUGUUUUCAUCUCAAUGUAGCAAUCAUUUCAAUUUCAUAGUUCAAUGUAUUUUGAUUGUUUAAUUAAAUUGUUAAUACUUUGUUAGAAUUGAAUAUAAAAAGUGUGUGUUAUAUUACUAGUUUCUUGUCCGCAACAAAAUAUCAAAUAUAAUUACUUAUCUUAAUAGUGUGACAAUCAGACUUGACUAAAUCACAUGGUACAUCUGGAAAAUCAUUGUGCAGUAACCAUUUCAUUCCAGCAGACUUAUUUGGUAGAGUUCAUCUUUUAUUUUGGUAGUCUCAGCCUUACUAAUGAGUGACCUCUUCCUACUUUAUUUUGGCCAUCCCACUUCCCUCUUAGUCUGAGACAUUACUUGUAAGACGUUCCAGCUCACUUCUACCUUUUAGUGUCUAUGGCAAUGGGCUUAACUAUUCAUAUCUAUCUUUUAGCUUGGGGGUGGAACUUGUGACACUGAUUACUACACAUGAAUUAAACAUGAAGUUGCACUUUAAAACAAAAAAAAAAACAUCUUUAUAAGUCCUGGGUUGAUUUUUACUUAUUUUAAUCUAUAAACCAUGAGACUUUGUUCUAGAAAUAAUCAAUGGAUUGGAAGGAGAAAAUGCCAAUGUAAAUUUUGUCACCUAAGGAAAUAUUCAUGAACAAAAGUAUGUAAGAUUUCGUUAGUGUAUAGCUGUGUAAACUGCUUUUUUUUUUAAUUUCCCAGGUGUAUGGUAACUUGAUAGCUACUCUAACAGGCAUGAAAGCCUGGGCUAUUUGAACAUAAUAAGUGACUAUAUCCUGUCAACACAAGUCUUAUGUUGUUUUCAAACUUGUCUUAAUGUAUGACUUUAAAGUCAGAUAAUACAGAUACACUUGUACUUGGAAAGUUUGUGUUUCACUGUUCCUUAUUUACUUUUUUUUUUGUUGGCUGGUAACAAAAAAUAUUUUAUCAUUUGUAUUUCUUUUCCAACAUUGCAUGUUGGAAUCAAAGGAAUUGAAUUGUUUACAGAAACAAUCAAUAACUAUCACCCAUUUAGACAAUGUAAUCAAGUAUUUCAAGUUAGAUAGAUUAGUCCUAUAGACAAGUAAUUCUGUGUAGAAUGAUCCUAUUACAUCUCCAUUAAAUGAAAGAGAAUCUACUUUAAAGUCUUCUGUUGUGUAAUGGAGCAUUGCUGAUUUCUUCCAUGUAAAAUUGCAAGGGCAUAAUAAAUGAGUCAUUGUUGUGUUCAUAGUAAGUAGACUGACUUGUUAAAUCUUGUCAAUGAGUUUUUAAAGCCUGCAUGCUCAUCUCAUCAAGUUUGGUUCUACCACAAUGAAAACUUUAUGCAACUCUUUGCUUGAUAUUUGAUUAUUAUGACUUGGUACUUUUGUUACACAUCAAAAUAUUGUCUGAGUUGGUAUACACUAGUAUUGUCUGCCAGGUGGUGCUAUAGCAAGUGUACUUUGGUUUUUCCAUACUUGAUACUAUUAAUCAAAUAACUAUUUAAAAAUCAGAUUUAUCUAACAACAAAGUGCUCCAAGAGAUUAACAAUACAUUAAUUUGUUGUAACACCACCUAGUAGAAUUAUCCUUUUCCUUCAUCCAGUAAUUCUCUUGGAAGCUUAAUUUAGUUUGAUAUCGCCACUUUCAUAGAUUAUACAGGAACCAAAAAUUAAAAACUUUUACAAAAUCUAAUAAUAAGCCAUUACAUUUGAAACAGAGAACUUUACUAGUUCAUAGUCACACAUUUAAGAUGAUAACAAAAUGAACUAUUUUAAAUCUUUAAUUUUUUUUUAUUCCUUACAAAUGUAUUGUUGAGGUCAACCUUUUUAAAAAAUGUUUUUAUAUGUAUUAUCUGAAAAAACAACUGCAUCUAAGUAUGAUAUCACUCAAAUACUGAUCACUUGGUUGUUGACAGUCUGAGUAUGGAAAGGUGAAUUGUAGUAAAAUGUCUCUUGUACUCUACUCUAGUUUACAAAUGCUGUUACUUUUAAUUCUCUGUUCAGUGUUUUAUUUCCAAGUUGUUUGCAACCAGCUGUUCUAUUAAACUGCUCAUUGUAAAUAACAUUCAAUGUUGCUUUGAUGUGUUGCAGUUAUAUCUAGUUACUUAGUCCUUUACAACAGUCCUACCCAACCAGCCUGUGGGACAUUGGACUUUUGCAAAACAACACAAGAGGUUAGGCAUCAAAAUACCCAAUACUAAAAGAACACAAUUUAUGUGUUUGUUCUACAAAAGGUCUCUAUUUGCUACAGAAGCUUGAAUGUCAAGUACUACAUAUCACUUAGUAGGAUAUUUUCUGUUGUGAAAAGAUUAAAGAGCAGAUUCAAAGGGCUAUUAAAAACUUAAUUUUUACUCAAUUCCUCUGGAAUGAGGUUUUGUUUUUGUUUAAGUUAUGUAUGGCUUGGAAGCAAUAAAAAAAAGAAGUCUUGUCAAGUCAGAAACUGGUGACCACAAAAGAUGUGCACAUUAGAAGUUGUGACAUGCAUAACAUUAAAUAACUUGCAUCCAAGAGGCUGAUCAAAUUACAAUGACUCCCUUAAGUCCUAUCAAUAAAGCUUCCUUUUCACAUCUUCAUCCAAACAGAUAAGAAGAACUCAAUGUUUCUGGACUGAAGCAACCUUUAUUUACAUGGAGGAGGUCAUUAAGACAUGAAUGAAAUGUUCCUAAAUCUAUGUAAAGAUGAUCUAUAAAUCAGAGUGGAACUUUGUCAAACUGAUAGCAAGAUGUAAGCAAGAUAACUGUAAUGUUUUUUUUUAGUUAUGUUUGAAUCAUAAUGUAGAAUAUUUCUAUUUUAAUCUUUAAUUUUGUUAAAAAUCAAAUGAAAUGAAAUUAUUAAAAUCAAAGAAACUACAGGCAAUUUUUCUCUGCAACUUCUGCCAAGAAUUAACUUUGAAUAUCUAUAGACUAGCAUAGCUUUUUAUUUCAUUUUAUAAUUGUUUUUACUUGUCAUUCAAACUAUUUUAAUUGAAUAAAAAUGCAUUCACUACAAAAAGACUAAACCUUCCAUCUCAUUGUGUGGGCCAAACAUUGCCUUGGUUGUAAGUGAAGUGCAACCCCAACUCUCCCCCUUUUUUUAGUUCUUUGGUUGACUAAGCAAAUGAUUAUUACAAAGACUAUUGAUAGAUGAAUGUGACUUGUGUUGUAAGUAAUAUUUGACAAUGUCAUGCUAGAGAUCUAUGUACUUGACACACAGGACAUUAAUAUCUAAAUCCAAAUAUAUUUUUUUAAAAGCAUUUUAUCAACUAUGUGACUUGGACUAUUUCACUUCUCCAUGCCAGUCAUUUGGCCAGUAAUAUAAGUUGCUGGGUUUUUUUUUUCCUUUGUUCCUAGUGCUCUAAUACUAGAUCUUACCAUUAAAAUUCUAUGUACAAAGUAAAAUGGAUGUGGUAAAAUAAUACAUUCAGUCAAAAUAUUUAUUUCUAAUGAUGUGUACAUGUUGAACAAAGCAAAAUUUGCUCGUGGAACUGUUUUGCUUGUAAUAGGUGUGAUUAUAUUUCUUCUGAAUUAAAUCAGGCUUUUUAUUUUUUAAGCUACCAAUGCUAUUGUAUUUUUAACAUACAUCAAGAUUGGGUAACUCAAGCUCUGACAAGCCCUUUCCCCAUUGUCUCCCUUAAAUUUAAGUAUUUUGUUUUAUGUUAGAAUAAAAACUUACCACAAAAGGAAA